AUGUCCCCUCCCCCCUCCAAACAGAAAUCUCGCAUCGCCCCUAACGACAACAAUUCUGCUCACCAAGCCAGGCGCCAAACGCGCGAGUCUGCGGACAGCAAGGUUUCUCUCAAGCGCCCACACUCACCUGACUCCUCUGUGCAUCUAUCCCAGCCUCCCUCCAAGGCUCCCACCAAACGCAAGAAGCAAGACCACGCCUCACCUCAAGUAAAUGGAACUGCCUCCAACUCUCCUGAAUCCGAGGCAAUAAAUAUCCCUUCAAACUCUUCCUCAACCCUAACAAGUGGCAGUCUACUUCCUCGCUCCUCCACCUUGUCUCGCCUGAGCCCCUUAUCCUCGCUCACUCGGUCCAGUCCUGUCACGAACCCUUCUGUAGUCUUGAGCAGCCAAUCAGACGAGCACGAUAUGACCAUGACUCCAAGGCAACCCAAGAUGAAAUCCAUAUCCGAAGUCACCAACUCCGUCACCAAAUGGCGCGACGAUGCUGUAGAAGACGACGACAAAGUCCUCACCUCAAGCACUUCCCGUGACACAGAGAUGGUCGAGGCUGACCUUCAGGGCACUCCUUCUACCGACCCUCCCAACGUUCCUCUAACACCCCUCACCGACCCCGUCUCCCUUCCAUCUGAACCCGACAUGGGCUCAGACCUCCCGAGACUCUCGACCAGCCCAGAACCCGACGUCCGUGCCCAAGCAUCUGCUGCUCCCGCAUCCUCCUUGCCUUCUCCACCGGAGACUCGGGCCGCUGACUCGAGUUCUGACGCGGGCAAUGAUGCCGCCGACAUCAUUGCCCAGAUUAAAGCCAGGGUGUACGCCGCUGGUAACUCGAGCGACGAUGAGAAACAAAAAACCCUUGAGCUUAGAGAUCUAUCUGACAGCGAUGAGGAUUCUGACCUCGAUCUGCCUGCCUUUAGAAAGAAUAAUGGCAAAGGCAAGAGGUCCGGCGCUUCUUCUCCUUCAGCAUCCUCAUCCCGUCUUCGCCGGUCUAGUAAGAAAGCGGAAUCGACCUCAUCUGGCUCUCGCUCGCCUUCUCCAUCCGCUGGACGCCGCGUCUCGGGCCGCGUCCGCAAAGUGGCAGGAAAAGCUCCACAGCCUCUGACCCAAGCCGCGAUCGAGGCCACCGAGAAGGCCCGCAAGAAGGCUCACAAUCCCCUAGAAGCGCUUCUACGGGAGAAGCGGUCCGGUCAGCGGCGCGGCAUCGACGCCGACGCCGUCCGCAUGGCAGACGAGGCCGUCAUGAACAAGGACAAGUACCUAGACUUUGACGAGGACGCAGACUUCGGCUCGCCCGCGAAGAAGAAGCUCAGGGCGCCUUUCCCGCUGCUCUCCCAGGCUGAUGGUGGCGCGAGUGACGACGAGCAGGUUGUUGUCGGCAAUCGCGAGACCAAGUUACUCGGAUCCAGAGCUGGCGAUGCCAUCAAUCAGAUUCUGUUCAAGGAUAAGGCGAGCAAAGGCAAAGAGCGUGCGCGAGAGCUUGCAGAGCUCAAGGCCCAUGGUGUCGCAUUCUGGGGGCGCCCUCACAACAAUGCAGAUAUGGAGGUUGACACAACGCGCGUGCAAGACCUCUUUGCAGAUGGUCGCGACUCCUGUCAUAUUAUCGCGCGGCUUCAUGAAUUGUAUGUUCGUGGAGACGUGCAGAGGCUAUCAAUCUUCCUUGGUGCUGGAGCACUCAACAUGCUGAGUCCGGCGGAGCUGAACUUGGUCAUUCCUUCCAUAUUCAAAUUAGUGGAUUGUCUAUCGGCUCUUGGUGCGCGUAAAGACGUUUUGCAAGUACAGGGAUGGUCAAGAUCUACUGUGCAAAGAGCAGAUGCCGACACGCGGGAUCAAACUCUUGGCAAGCUUCUGACUUUGAUCACGGCUGCUGCUAGGACGGAUUCCGUACCAUCAUCUGAUCUACCCGACAUGAUAUUGGCGCUGAUUCUGGUGGGACUCGACACGUCGACCUCACACGACACAAGGAUCCAGCUCAUCUCUGCGUUGGAUGCGCUUUGUCGAUCGAUCACACUGGCCGUGGAAUCCACUGUCUACAACAAGCUCCAAACGUACAUCAGGCAGCUGAACCCAACAAACAAGGCCUAUGCUGUCUCGUUGCUUGCCAGCGGUAACGGACGAGCGCGGUACUUUGCUCAAUGGCUAGCCUACAGCGCCCUGGUCAAAGCGCCUGCGUCUUAUUCCGACGACGAUCUGCCGCCUCUCAACGACCUCGUCUCGCUCCUGACAGUCGACGCCAUGUUUGACGUUGGAAGCGACGACAUCGACUACGACGUUCUCCAGCAAUACGUCCAUCUGCUGGACAUGUGGCUCGUCGACAUCCAGGCCUACGUCGCGGAGGAAAAGAAGAUGCAGCCCGCAACGCCGUCGGCGUCCAUGGCCGCCAUCGAGGACUCGCCGUCCAAGCUGCGGAGGAAGGAGCCGCCGCUCACGUUCGUGCGCAGUGCGCUUGACGUCAUCCACGGCAGGAUUGUCGACACCCGCGCCGCGCAUCUCGAGCGGUCGCGCACGAAGGCGGCGCUGCAGCGCCUCUCCAUGCGCAUCUACUACCAGCGGAGCGCCAUGUCCAAGUCUGGCCGACCCGACCUCAAGGUUUAUUUCUCUCCGCGUAAAGAAUAA
Molecule: messenger RNA, 2610 nt
Organism: Coniophora puteana RWD-64-598 SS2
Lineage: Eukaryota; Fungi; Basidiomycota; Agaricomycetes; Boletales; Coniophoraceae
Exons: 8
Coding region: 1-2610 (869 amino acids)
Source: RefSeq, a predicted model, not a curated record